This is a messenger RNA of Penicillium soppii, 1164 nucleotides long. Its product is annotated as WD40 repeat domain-containing protein. The coding region runs from base 1 to 1164 and encodes 387 amino acids. The transcript is spliced from 3 exons. Gene Ontology annotation, cellular component: transcription repressor complex; nucleus. NCBI's taxonomy places the organism in Eukaryota, Fungi, Ascomycota, Eurotiomycetes, Eurotiales, Aspergillaceae. Gene Ontology annotation, molecular function: protein binding. The record is from RefSeq and is a predicted model, not a curated record. Gene Ontology annotation, biological process: negative regulation of transcription by RNA polymerase II.
AUGGUCAAGAGAGAAAAGGUGUUGAGAGAACAAUUUGAAAAGAUUCUACUGGAUCCACUGUUUGAUAUUAAGCAGCGCGAAGAGACCAUAAGAAGAGUGAUCGUGAUUGAUGCUCUAGAUGAAUGCGAUUCAGAAGAUGAUAUAGGGAUUAUUCUCCGGCUCUUGCCACAAGUUCGAAAGUCAACUUCUGUGCAACUACGGUUUUUAUUGACAAGCAGACCUGAGUUGCCGAUCAGGCUGGGCUUCGAAGGGAUCACCGAUACCCACCAGGAUUUGGUCCUCCAUGAGAUCGAAGAGCCAGUGAUAGAGCACGACAUAUCCUUGUAUUUUGAGGAUCAGUUCUUACGCCUAAAACAGAGGCGCUCGUUUCCACUAGACUGGCCUGGAGCCGCAGCUACCAAGAUAUUGGUUGAUAGGGCCGUCCCUUUGUUCUUUGCACCCCGAACAGGGAUGAUCCUUGAGGAAGGAUGGAGCGCGCUCAUCCAGACCCUCGAAGGCCAUUCGGAUUCGGUUCAAUCUGUGGCCUUCGCGCCCGACGGCCGCCUGCUGGCGUCCGGCUCUGAUGAUUAUACAGUGCGGCUGUGGGACCCGGCGACGGGCGCGCUCACCCAGACCCUCGAAGGCCACUUAGGUUCGGUUCAGUCGGUGGCCUUCUCGCCUGACGGCCGCCUACUGGCGUCCGGCUCUGCUGAUAGUUCAGUGCGGCUCUGGGACCCGGUGACGGGCGCUCUCACCCAGACCCUCGAAGACCAUUUACGUUGGGUUCAAUCUGUGACCUUCUCGCCUAACGGCCGCCUGCUGGCGUCCGGCUCCGAUGAUUAUACAGUACGGCUCUGGGACCCGGCGACGGGCGCGCUCACCCAGAUAAUCGAAGGCCAUUCACAUUUGGUUCGAUCGGUGGCCUUCUCGCCUAACGGCCACCUACUGGCGUCCGGCUCUUAUGAUAAGACAGUGUGGCUGUGGGACCCGGCGACGGGCGCGCUCAUCCAGACCCUCGAAGUUGGAGAAGAAGUGUCUACGCUCGAAUUUUCCCAUAGUGGUUUAUAUCUCCACACCAACCUAGGCGCCCUUUACAUCCAAUCUAGGUGUGACAUUCAGGCGGCGUAUUACGUCGGAUGGAGGGAAGUUUGUAUCUCGCAAUCUCGCUUCUCGAUCUGGGGUUGA